Messenger RNA from Cavenderia fasciculata, 561 nucleotides. RefSeq lists its product as uncharacterized. Bases 1 to 561 code for a protein of 186 amino acids. The transcript has a single exon. The record is from RefSeq and is a predicted model, not a curated record. NCBI's taxonomy places the organism in Eukaryota, Evosea, Eumycetozoa, Acytosteliales, Cavenderiaceae.
AUGAAUGGGUCAAGUCAGAGAAAUAACAACAACAAGAAUAAUUGGAAGGAUACCUCAAAAAUAGUAGCUGGGUCUGUGUCUCUGCUGGUUUAUACAAUUAUGUCGACUGCUAUUCUUUUGUCGGGUAGUAAACCUAAAGAAAGAGAAAUUGAAGAAGAAAGAAGAAAGAGUGAAAGAGCAAUCGACAAACAGAGACGGACAGAAAGAGGAAUACUUAAUCAACACCAGAGAUAUAGUGAGUGUAUGACAGACAUUGAUGAAUUCCGUAUGGAACACAGUGACAACUAUGUUGCGGACUUUUUCGAGGGGAUGGCAAAAGAAAAGAGAGAUGAAGAAAUCAAUCGCAUCAACCAAUGUAGACAAAUGACCAAAGAUUAUUGGAGACAUGUUUUAUUGUGGAGUGAGCAUUGUCCUGUCGAAUACCUACAAAAAAAACCUUUCAAAGUAGAAAGAUACCAACGCGAGCACAAGAUAUUUCUCUCUAUUGUCAAACCAUUAGACAGAAAUGAAAGCCAAUUUGAUAUAUAUGAUCCAUUUUCCGAUCUAUUCAAUAGUUCAUAG